ACAAGAAUAUUUUGGACGUAUUAAAAUACACUUAAAUACAACAAAGUGCAACUAAAAAACGCAUUCUCUUUUUUUUUCCUAAGGUUGAUGUGAUAUUUCCAGAUGGCUACACAAUGCAAUAACUUAGCAGCAGAAAAUCGAAUGAAUCCUAUUAUACGUGUUGUUUUACAAGGAGUAUACGAUGUUGAGAGCCCAUUAUCAUUACUACGUGGCAUGCCACAUAUUCUUCUUUUUAUAUGGAACAAUAUUAAAGCAUUCUGGAAAGAACAUAUAAAAAUUGGAAUAAAUAAGAAUUCCUUUAUUAUUGAAGAUUAUACAAUUGGAAUUGAUUCAUUACCAUAUUCACUUAUACAAGAUAGUUUGAAAUUUCCUUCACCAACUAACUUAAAUAUUAAUAUGAUGCCAUUUGUGAUGAGUUCCAGUUUCCAUAAAUGUAAAUUACCUAAAAAUACAAAGCGCUAUUGGGAUAUUAUUAAAUUAUGUAUUGAUGAGCAAUCUAGGAAUUCUAAAGAUGAAAUAGGAAAAAUAUGGUUUUUGACAAUUCAAGAGAGUAUGGUUGAUCAAGGUACUUCCCAACGAAGACCAGGGCUUCACACUGAAAGCCCUGGAUUUGUUUAUAUUAAAAAUGGCAGUCUAUCAAUUAGUAAAGACAUUUUUGAAAAUAAAAAGGCAUUUAAUAAAAAAGUUCAAAUUGGAGGAGGUCAUUCUGAAAUUUCUCCUUUAUUUGUUCAAUGGGGUUACGGAAUGAGUAAUACAGAUGUUUUUUCAGGUGGUAUAUAUAUGGCUUCAAACAUUGCUGAUUCUUGCAAAGUUUGGAAUUGUCAAAUACUUCCAGGUGAAGAUGGAAAAUGUGUAAUAGGUGAAUUAGGAGAUAUAGAACAUUUAAGAGAGUUUUUGCCUGAAGCUGAAGUCAUGAAAAAAAAUGCAUUGUAUUGGUUAACUGAUCGUACUCCUCAUGAAUCAUUGGCGUUGUCUAAUAAAACUCAUAGGCAAUACAUUCGUAUAGUCACAAGUAAGGUGUCCAUAUGGUAUGAAGACCAUUCUACAAAAAAUCCACUUGGAGUUGUUCCAGACAGUCAAAUUACUGAAAUUGUGCGAGGUUCAAAAUUUGACAAAAUACCUUUAUGUUUAAGUACAUAAUUUUUGUUAAAUAGCCAUUUUUAUUCAGAAUUUCUACAAUACUUUUUAUUUCGAAUUUUUUUAUACUUUUUAAAUGUAUACAAACAUAC
Molecule: messenger RNA, 1229 nt
Organism: Hydra vulgaris (swiftwater hydra)
Lineage: Eukaryota; Metazoa; Cnidaria; Hydrozoa; Anthoathecata; Hydridae
Source: RefSeq, a predicted model, not a curated record